AUGGCAAUCAAAUCCGCAAAGACCGACACCCACGCGUCGGCGCACCCGUUGGAAAGCCACGAAUAUGAGUUUGCAGGCCCAUUGGGUGCCGCUGGCAUAGUCUUUGGUCUACCGCUGCUCGUCUACUCUAGCAUCUUCCUAUGUAACGAUGUUUCUGGAUGUCCUGCUCCCGCGCUUUUGAGUCCGAAGACUUUGACGCUGGAAAAGCUGAAGCAGCAAACACUCUGGCCGGAGAAUGGACUAACAGGCUUAUUUGACUUCAAGGUGACGGCUUGGGUGCUUGGGUACUACGCGCUGUUGGUCGCGUUGCAGCUAUUGUUACCAGGCGAAGAGGUGGAUGGCAUCACACUCGGGACAGGAGGGAGGCAUCACUACAAGUUCAAUGCAUUCAACUCUGCCCUUCUGAUCCUCACUGGUCUGGCCGUCGGUACCGCCGUCCAGGGCGUCGACUUCGUUGUGUGGGACUUUCUUUGGGAUAAAUUGCCCCAGGUGGUGACGGCCAACCUGAUUGUGGCGACAGCACAAGCAAUCUACGUCUAUCUGGCCUCUUUCAGCGUGCCCCAUCCUGGCCAACCGAACCCACAGAACCGAGAGUUGGCCAAAGGAGGUCACACAGGGAACAUAUUGUACGACUUUUUCAUCGGUCGCGAGCUGAACCCUCGCAUCACACUUCCUCAAUGGAUACCGAUUGCAGGGGGCCAGGAGAUCGACAUCAAAGUCUUCAACGAGAUGAGACCAGGAUUGACGGGCUGGGUCAUCCUCAACCUCAGCUUCGUCGUCCAUCAAUACAAAGUGCACGGCUUUGUGAGCGAUUCGAUCAUUCUCAUCACGCUUUUCCAGUCCCUUUACGCCCUCGAUGCUCUCUACAUGGAACCCGCCAUUCUGACCACAAUUGACGUGAUCAACGAUGGCUUCGGCUUUAUGCUGUCCUUUGGCGAUCUCGUAUGGGUUCCGUUCAUUUACAGCACCCAAGCUCGCUAUCUCGCGGUCUACCCUCUGUCACUGGGCCUUCCCGGCGUGGCAGGAGUCCUGGCUGUUCAAGGACUCGGCUACUAUAUCUUCCGAUCCGCAAACAACCAGAAGAACCGCUUCCGAACCAAUCCCAAAGAUCCUCGCGUGGCACAUCUCGAAACCUUGACGACGGAGUCCGGUUCCAAACUUCUUGUUUCUGGCUGGUGGGGCCGUGCGCGCCACAUCAACUAUUUGGGCGAUUGGAUCAUGUCGUUUAGCUAUUGCAUGCCGACCGGGGUGGCGGGAUACGUGGUCAACAAAUACCAGAAUCCCGUCACCGGGGCUGUGACCAGAGAGGUUGUGCAAGGGGAUGCGCGAGGCUGGGGAAUGAUCUUUACCUACUUUUACAUUGUGUAUUUUGGCGUCUUGCUCAUUCAUCGAGAGAUGCGGGACGAGGAAAAAUGCCGCAAGAAAUAUGGCAAGGACUGGGAACGAUACUGCCGGCGAGUCAAGUGGAGGAUCCUCCCGGGCAUCUAUUAA
Capronia epimyces CBS 606.96 is the source of this 1491-nucleotide messenger RNA. Its product is annotated as delta14-sterol reductase. Gene Ontology annotation, biological process: ergosterol biosynthetic process. Gene Ontology annotation, molecular function: Delta14-sterol reductase activity. Gene Ontology annotation, cellular component: endoplasmic reticulum membrane. The record is from RefSeq and is a predicted model, not a curated record. The coding region runs from base 1 to 1491 and encodes 496 amino acids. The transcript is spliced from 2 exons. Lineage: Eukaryota; Fungi; Ascomycota; Eurotiomycetes; Chaetothyriales; Herpotrichiellaceae.